Molecule: messenger RNA, 3019 nt
Organism: Branchiostoma floridae (Florida lancelet)
Lineage: Eukaryota; Metazoa; Chordata; Leptocardii; Amphioxiformes; Branchiostomatidae
Product: neuropeptide FF receptor 2-like
Exons: 4
Coding region: 95-1207 (370 amino acids)
Biological process (GO): G protein-coupled receptor signaling pathway
Cellular component (GO): membrane
Molecular function (GO): peptide binding; neuropeptide receptor activity
Source: RefSeq, a predicted model, not a curated record
CCCACACAGGAAACGGGCCGUGUGCAUCCGGGACCACUUAAGUUAUAUCUAUAGACAAAAAUAUCGUAGAAUACUCCAUCUGUAGGACACCAACAUGGAUUUCAAUGACAGCAUUACUAAUAUCACAAACAACAUCACCGACUACAGCGCUGGGCUGAUGGACUAUAUGUUAAAACAGACAGUGCCGGUAAUAACGGUACUGGGAAUAUCGUACUUCCUGACGUUUGCUUCAAGUAUCAUUGGAAACAUCCUGGUCAUCUUAGUUGUUCUGAAAAUACCGAGAAUGCGAACCGUGACCAACUACUUCAUCUUGAACCUGGCAGUGAGCGACAUCCUUGUGGCCGUUCUCUGCAUGCCGUUCACCUUAGUGGACAACAUAAUACGCGGGUGGAUAUUUGGAGAUGUUAUGUGUAAGCUGUCUCCGGCUGUUCAAGUUGUGUCCGUGUCGGCGUCGCUAUUCACGCUUGUCGGCAUCGCUUUUGACAGGUUCUUCGCCAUCGUUCAUCCGACGAAACAAGCGAUCAACAUUCGCAGCACGCUGUACAUCAUCAUCACAGUGUGGGCCUCAGCUAUCUGCGUCAUGAUACCGCAGGUCCUCCUCAUAGAGGAACGCGCAUACAUCUACGAGGGAAUUGUCGUCAUGCACGUAUGCGAGGAGACCGACAAGAUGUGGCGAAAGGUCUACACCCUAGUACUGUUCGUCAUCUGCUACAUCGGACCACUGACCAUCAUCAUGUACCUGUACGCCCGGAUAGGCCACAAGGUUUGGUUCAAACCCUCUCCAGGAGGCGGCAAGGCAUCAGUGGAGGCGAGGAUGAAUGAGAUGAAGAAGAAGAAGCGGGUUAUAAAAAUGCUGUUGGCUGUAGUUGUUGUGUUUACGCUGUGUUGGCUGCCCUUACAUUCCAUCACGCUUCUUAACGACUACGGCCGUUUGAAUCCCAACCAGCUCGAUCUUGUUUACAUUUACAUCUACCCUAUUGCCCAUUGGCUGAUAUAUCUAAAUAGCUGCGUCAACCCUGUGAUAUAUGGGUACUUCAACCGGAAUUUCCGUGCAGGCUUUAAAUCCCUGGUGCUAGGAAAGUCCGAGGGGCCCUUGGGAGAUAAUGUGAUGACCCCAAAUCAUGCAGCUAAUGGGGAGCAGACAACAAAACACAUGCGCAUGGUCGUGAUUGGCUCCUCACGAAAUAUCAACCACACCGAGGUGUAGACUCUAGUUGGUAUAAAUUGGAGAAAAUUCCUGACGGCAACUCUUUAUAGAGAAAGAGCGCUGACGGAAAACCUUUCAGAAAUGAAACGGUAAAGGUUAAAUGACCAAAUGCAAUGCGUCGUACUGAUUUAAGCCCCUUUGUGAUAUAUUUAAAAUCUAAAAAAAUAUCGAGAAUAAUGUUACACUUUAUUACAUAGUUUGCAAUGUCAGCGUGAAAUCAGAGCUACAAGAAUUUAACAAAAGCGACCCCCUCUGUACGAAAUUUAUACCAAAUCUAGAAAAUAAAAGAACGAAAAGAGGCUACGAAUUCGAUUGAAAUGAAAUAACUCGAAACGACCAUUCCGCUUUUGAAUGGGGUUUCUCUUUAUAAUUUGGCCAGUGUAAAUAAUACUAGACGUUUCUGUGUUAUGUACUAGUAUUUGCAGGCCUUGACUGCAAAAAGCUGAAGUGAUGUACCCUUGUUAAGUUGAUAGAAAGACAACUAGCUGUUAUAGGGAAUGUAAUGAAAAUGCAGUUAUGUAUGUUGAAGAAAAUGCCUGUACACAUUUGAAAUGUUGAAUUUUAUAAUGAGUUCAUGGUUAGCAUUCCAAGCAAAAUAGAGAUGUUAUUGUAUUCUACAAUACCAAAUCGUGUAAGUGGUCAAUAUAUAACCAUUAUACCAUUAUAGUUUAAAUGAUCGAAUUUGUUUAGAGACAAAUUGGCCUUAGCCUGACUAAAUAGCGCUCCUAGCGGCCAAUUUAUUAACUCCAGCCAGCGAGACAUUGUGUAUUAAAACACAGGCUAAGAUUUUCCUUAGGAUAUCUGAACAUUGCUUAGGUGCUAAAGUUUCUAUUGUGUUGUAAUAAAAGUAUGGGCAGGAUUUCAGAACCAAUGUAAGGAUAAGCUACCAUGUCUAUAGUGAAAUACAACAGCUUGUAGAAAUAAUCUCCGUAGAGCUUUUUCCGUGACAAGAUUCAAUAGAAUAUCCCGUAAACAUUGGUUUCAACCUUUGUGAUGAAGUUGCCAUACGAUCUUUCUGGUAGACGAUAUCCGUAUGUUCCGAUAGAUGCUACACGAGCACUGUCAGGUAUUUGUCAUUCAAUCAGUGGUACUUGAAUGUCUUGUUAAUAGUGCUGUUCAUUUCAUUGUAAAACGUAUAGUUUUGUCGAUUGAAAUAUCUUGUCUAAGGCAUGUAAACGACCUUGAAAGGACGAGCGCAAUAUGAUGAAGAUGAUGACAAUAUGGAGAAGCUCUGCUUUUUCCAACACAAUGAGAAUGUACUCUCUAAAUGUUUGACUAGACUUCUCAACUAAUUCGUGAUCAGGAUAUAGUAGGAUAACGUGUUGGAAAAAAAUGACAGAUGAACAUAUAUAUGACGGCCAGCAUUUUUAACGAUGUUAUGAGCGUUACACCAUUGAUCACCAUUAUACCCAAUGUUCACUUGUCAUGAUAGAUACCAUAAAGUGAUAAACACAAAAACGGAAGAAAUACGCCGUUGUCUGAAUGCUAUAGACUACACUAUCGACGUAAACUGAAAUCUGACGUAAAUAUGGACAGUAAAAAGUCACAGUUUCACUCGUAUACAAUUGUACAAGAAUAGCUUACAUGAUGUAUAAAGAGCUUUAUUAGCUAUUUCGUAUCAGAACGUUGCAAAAAAGUGUCUUUAUCACUACCAAUAUCAUCAACCGACUGGUACUAGUGGCAAUGAUCGGAGGUAGCGGUGAAGAUGACAUGCUAAGAUAGUGAGUUCUGUCUAUCGUGGUGAUUAACGACAUGUUGUGUACGGAAAUUGUGGACAUGUGUGUUCUAAUAUCUCAUGGGAAUAAAAUGUGG